Pseudoliparis swirei is the source of this 2368-nucleotide messenger RNA. RefSeq names its product RNA polymerase II associated protein 3 (gene rpap3). NCBI's taxonomy places the organism in Eukaryota, Metazoa, Chordata, Actinopteri, Perciformes, Liparidae. The transcript has 17 exons. The record is from RefSeq and is a predicted model, not a curated record. The coding region runs from base 239 to 2323 and encodes 694 amino acids. Gene Ontology annotation, molecular function: protein binding.
UUUUUUUAAUUAGCUGACUUUUAGAAAUGGACUACGUAAAAAUGUUCUUGUAGUACGUUAUCAGGCGUAAGAUAGUAUAGACGAUCUUUGGUUACGCCCAGCAGCGCAAAGGCUGCUGGGACUCGGCUGUCAUGGCUCCGAACCUAAACAGAGAGCUUUGAGUAACACAUUUAGUUGUAGUAUUGAGCCAAAAUAACUUCCGCUACAUGUUAUCUGUAGUUAUCAGCCGGAUAAACAAAUGCCAGGGGAAAACAUGUCCGGGGUAAACAAAGGCAUCGAGUUACAGCUUCAGCUGCGGCACAAUGCGGAGGAUCUGCACAGCUUCAUGGCGGAGCUGGAGGGCUGGGAGACGGACAUCAAGAAGAAGGAUGCGGAGCUGAGGACGGGAGGACCUCCGGAGGCCCAGAAGAAGCUCCCGCCGGUGCGCAACAAAGACUACAAAACAAAGAGGGAGAGGAAGAAGAAGAAGAAGAAGAAGAAGGAGCCGCCGCCGCCGCCGGGCAGCGGCGACGCGAAGCCGGAGGAGGCCAAAGAGGCAUCGAGGAUAAAAGCAUACGACUAUAGAUCGUGGGACACGUUCGACGUGGACAAAGCUCUGUCGGAGGUGGACAAGGAGGAAAGUCCUGCAGAGUCAAACGAGUCCGACUGUGAGGAAGCGCCAGCGGAUCAGGAGGAAGCUCUGUGUGAGAGGAGGAAGGGCAACGCGUUUUUCAAAGAGGGGAAGUACGGCGAUGCAGUGGAGUGUUACACCAGAGGGAUGGCUGCCGAUCCGCACAGCGCCGUGCUCCCCACCAACAGAGCCACCGCCUUCUUCAGACUCAAAAAGUAUGCUGUGGCCGAGUCUGACUGCAACUUGGCGAUCGCUCUGGACGGCAACUACUUCAAAGCGUUCGCGCGGAGAGGAGCGGCACGGGUCGCGCUGAAGAAAUACGAAUCUGCAUUAGAAGACUACGAGGCGGUUCUCAAGCUGGACCCCGGGAACGUGGAGGCCCAGAGCGAAGCGGGGAAGAUCUCUGAGACGAUCGGCCAUCGAGCGCCGGGUGGAGCCGCUCGGCCGCCGGAGGCUCCCACGGAGAACCCUGAGCAGCGGAGACGGGUGGAGGAGCAGCAGAGGAGGCAGGAGGCGGCUGCACACAAAGACAGAGGCAACGCCUACUUCAAAGAGGGCAAGUACGACGCGGCCGUGGAGUGCUACAGCCGCGGCAUGGAGGCGGACGGCGUGAACGUCCUGCUGCCCGCCAACAGAGCCAUGGCCUUCCUCAAGCUGGAGAGGAAUGAGGAGGCGGAGGAGGACUGCAGCAGAGCCAUCGCCCUGGACGGCUCUUACUCCAAGGCCUUCGCCCGCCGGGCCACCGCCAGGGUGGCGUUGGGGAAACUGGAGGAGGCCAAACAAGAUUUUCAGGAGGUGUUGAAACUGGAGCCGGGGAACAAGCAGGCCCUGAACCAGCUCCAGAAACUCCAGACUAGCGCGGCGUCCAGCGCGGCGUCCAGCGGCCUCCUCCAGACCCCAGACGGCACGCAGAGGAGAACCGUUCAGCCGGUAGACAAACCAACACAUCUGCGCUCAACGAAACCACUGAGGAGGCUGGAUAUCCAGGAAGUGAGCGGCGAGGCGACGCUGUCUGAGGCGGGGGCCGGGGGGGCCAUGGAGGAGGCCGGGGGGGCCAUGGAGGGGCCCGGGGGGGCCACGCUCCUCAUCCAGGAGGAGGGCGGGGGGGCCAUGGAGGGGGCCGGGGGGGCCACGCUCCUCAUCCAGGAGGCCGGGGGGGAAUCGUCUCCGCUGUCAUCGUCGCCCAGCGCCAAGAUGAUCAAGAUCGAGGACGAAAUCCCCUCAAACACAUCCAACCAAGUCGCUGUGAGCAGCCGGACCAAUCAGGCGGCGCGGAGAGGCCCCGCCCCCCCAGCCGCCCUGCCCCCCCCACCCGCCAGCAGCUUCCAGCUGGAGGCCGACCUCCGCAAGCUGGGACACCAACCGGACCUCGUCUACAGAUACCUGAGGCAAAUCAAACCCGAGGCCUUCGCUGACAUCUUCCGCAACUCGCUGGAGCCGGAGCUCCUGAACCGGCUGCUGAGCGCGCUGCACGGCUUCUACAUGAGGUCCUCACGCUGCGAGGCUCAGGCGCCUGACGCGCUCUGGCGCUUGACAUGUUCGGCCCCGGAGAAGAAAGGUGGGGGUCUCCACACACACACACACACACACACGAUGAUGACACGCUGUGCUCCCGUUCUCUCCCCAGAGCUGAAGGAGCUGUUUGACUUCCUCCACCAGGCGGCGCCGGAGGGAUCGUCGGUCGCCGCCCUGCAGCAGAAGUACGGCGUGUGACGCCGAGACGCUUUAAACCAUUUGAAAACUCCAUGACUUAAACUU